AUCCCCUUCUUUUCAAUAUGGCUGCAUAGCGUUGCACACGAUGCUUCAAUGUGUGCUUAUAAAAUCUCAAUUAUAAACAGUAACAUAUGUUUUGUUACUUACUUUAAUUACCUUCAGUAGUCGAAAAACGUUUACAAUGGAGGGAGUAGUACGUUCUGGAUUGGUUGUAGGAUUGGGUAAUCCACUGCUUGAUAUUUCCGCGAAUGUUGAUGAAGAUUUUCUCUCCAAGUAUGAUAUGAAACCAAAUAAUGCUAUUUUAGCGGAAGACAAACAUAAGCCUCUGUACGAUGAAAUGGUUCAGAAGUACAAAGUUAACUACAUUCCAGGCGGAGCAACACAAAAUACUUUGAGAGUGGCGCAGUGGAUUUUGAAGCAGCCAGAUGUGACUGUGUUUAUGGGUUGUGUUGGUCGAGACAAAUACAGCAAGAUUCUGGAGGAUAAAACAAGAAGUGAGGGAGUGAAUGUGCAAUACCAGUACACUGACAAGGAACCUACAGGAACAUGUGCAGUUCUUGUUACUAGUAAUGGCAACCAUCGCUCUCUGUGUGCUAAUCUUGCAGCAGCCAACUGCUUCACAAUAGAUCACAUACACAAACCAGAAAACAAAGUGUACAUAGACAGUGCAAAAUUCUUCUAUGUCUCUGGUUUUUUCUUGACGGUGAGUCCACCAUCCAUUAUGGAAGUGGCAAACCAUGCUCUGAAACACGACUGUCCAUUCAUGAUGAAUCUCAGUGCUCCGUUCCUGUCUCAGUUUUUCAAGGAACCAAUGAUGCAAGCCAUGCCGUAUGUCGAUAUCCUAUUUGGGAAUGAAACUGUAAUUACUGCAUUUGCAAAUGAACAAGGCUUCGGAACAGAUGACCUGAUGGAGAUAGCUCUGAAAAUAACACAGUUACCAAAGAAGAACCUUAAAAGGCCGAGGAUUGCGAUUAUUACGCACGGACAGAAUCCGGUUCUUCUUGCAAAAGAUGGUAUAGUAAAUGAAUUUCCAGCCAUCAGAUUGCCACCAGAAAAAGUUGUAGACACCAAUGGAGCUGGAGAUGCCUUUGUUGGGGGGUUUUUAGCACAGCUUGUAAUGGGCAAGCCUUUAGAGACUUGCAUCCGAUGCGGGAUCUGGACUGCCACGGAGAUCAUCCAGCGCUCUGGCUGUACUUUUGACGGCCCACCCACAUUCUUGGAGUAGUCGGGUAUAUCGCGUCAGUCGGUGCCUUGUUUGGAGAGAAAUUCACGGGCUCAGACUUAAGCUCAUAGUUCAGGAAGACAUGAACCUGUUUCAUCCUGUCUCCUUUAUUAUUUUAUUCACAUGUUAAUCCGAUGGACGUUACGCAUUAUAGCGUAAUGUUCAAGGUGGGCCGUAUGAUUUGUAUUGCCCUGGUAAAAGAUAAUGCAGAUCGAUGUUUAAAGUGUGUUGGAAAUGGGUAUCGUGCUCGCCGAUGAAUGCCGUGUCGUUUUGCCAUGUUUGCACGGAUUCUGUUUAUCUCAGCGUAAAGACAUUUCAAAACAUUUGGAAAGGUCUGUAAAGUAAGAAGUGUCUACACUUGGUUUCUUUACUCUUUUGCAACUUUCUUUCCGGACUUUCUUCGGUCAACCGUUUCUUCCGUCUGUUUUUCUUUUCCUCCAUUUCUUUUAUAUUUCCAUUCUGUCACCACAGAAGCCUAUGUUAAUUCUUUCCUCUUCUUGACAUUACAUUUAUUAAGAUGAUCUGAAAUCAUAUUCUGAAACGUGAUUUCCGUCUACUUGCCGAGAUAAUUGUACUUACAUUUAUGAUUUGGAGAUGAUCUGGGUUAGGAAGAAUUUUUGCCAAACUUGUUUCGAAACUGGGGAUGUGUAAACUGGUUUCAAGUUGAACCAAAUUUUAAACAAACUGGUAAUAUACCCAAAUCACCUAGACUAACUGAGUUUGAGCAUGUUAUUGCCGCCAAGGGCAUUCAGAAAGUUGGUUUUUUAAUUUGGUAACAAGAACACACUACUGUAUCAAAAUAGUAUAUGGAACUCGACUUGGUGUGAAUGCUUUUUUAUUAUUAUUUUUAUUUUAUCCGUGACGUGCGUCUCGAAGCAAGUACAGACUUUAAACUUUGUUUAGAAUGUGUAAUAGUUUGUGUGCCAAACAAAAUGUGAGGGAAAAAUAUAACUUCCUGUUGCGGUUCUGACGGUCUUUUAUAAAAUGUGCUGAUAUAUUUGUACAAUUUUUUUUUUUUUUGGGUUAUGUUUAUGCAUUUUAGGUUACAUAAUUUUAGA
Zootermopsis nevadensis is the source of this 2235-nucleotide messenger RNA. NCBI's taxonomy places the organism in Eukaryota, Metazoa, Arthropoda, Insecta, Blattodea, Termopsidae. The record is from RefSeq and is a predicted model, not a curated record.